This is a messenger RNA of Oryzias latipes (Japanese medaka), 3304 nucleotides long. RefSeq names its product mitogen-activated protein kinase 8 interacting protein 1b (gene mapk8ip1b). Gene Ontology annotation, molecular function: JUN kinase binding; MAP kinase scaffold activity. The record is from RefSeq and is a predicted model, not a curated record. Gene Ontology annotation, biological process: JNK cascade; regulation of JNK cascade. Gene Ontology annotation, cellular component: cytoplasm. NCBI's taxonomy places the organism in Eukaryota, Metazoa, Chordata, Actinopteri, Beloniformes, Adrianichthyidae.
AUGCAUCACUCUAUCACGGCGUCGCUGCACCUUUCAGGUGUUUGUGCUUGAAGCAGAGUCUGUAGAGACAUGACAACUCGCCGGCAUGGCGGACAGAGAGAAGAAGAAAAGAGCCCCUGCUUCCGGCCGCAGCGUCCAGGUGAAGCCUUCUGCUAGCCGCAGGCUAACUCAUGACAUCAGUCUGGAUGAGUUUGAGGAUGACGACCUGUCAGAGAUUACAGAGAUUACUGACGAAUGUGGGAUUAGUCUCAACUGCAACCGUCCAGAUUCGAAGGGCCGUGUGAGGGGGGGGACCAAUAGCCUGUCAGGGAGGGCGGAGCUGGGAGCAGUUGGCCAGCUUCAAGCAGAGAUGCUGCAUUUGGACCUUAUCGACGGAGCUGACAGUUACUGUGUUGAUAAGGAGCCUUUAAAGGCAUCUGCUCUCCCACUUUCACCUGUCAUUAAGGAUCCUGCAGCACCUGUUACCAUGGAUACUUACAGACCCAAGAGACCCACAACCCUUAACCUCUUCCCCAUUGUGCCACGGACUCAGGACACUUUGAACAAUAACUCCUUUGGGAAAAAGUACAGCUGGCAGGAGAAGGUCUCACGCUCGUCAUCUCCUCCCAAAACAGGUGACCUCACCCCACCACGAGAGCACAGCUGCCUGAGCGACGACGACAAGGUUCAGGGUGGGGGAGCACAAACCAAAGACCGCGGGACUUCCACAGACGCACCCUGCAGACACAGCAGCACAGCAGCGCACAGCACAUGUGGCGGUGCUGCCACUCGUUCUAAGCUGCAGGAGAAGCCGCCUGCACCUCCACCACCCCGGAACUACACACCAGCUCCUCUAUACCCUUCCAGUAAGGGGGAUGGCAGUGGACACCAAAGGGAGAGGAUCCAAUACCAGACAGACGUUUGUUUAGAGCCCACAGAGGAGAUUUACCUCACUCCUGUGCAGCGUUCUACUGAACUCCUGGAACCCCCCAAUGUCCCGGACAGGCCCUUCCUCUCUCAGCAGACAGAGCAAGGACGAAUGUCUAUAAGUUCAGAUACAGAGGGACCACCUCCUUAUCAACCCCUUCCAGACCGGACCAACCCCUCCAUUUUUGAGGAGGACGAGUUCUUUCUUCCUCCACCUUCGUAUGCCUCCUGUGUAGAGUCUCUCAUCACACCCCCAAACAUGGCGGCGACAGAUCACUCCUCUCUUACACUGGACCUGAGCUCAAAGGGGACUGCAGCCGGUGUCAUGUUGAGAGCUGGUUCCUCUGUGGAGUACGUGGAUGCCACAGAUGAAAGCUACUGCGGGGAGGAUGAGGAUGUGGACAGUAUAGUACUGGACAGACACAUGAGGGACCGCAAGUGGGGAGGGAAAGGAGAGGGGGGCAGUAGCAAAUCGGUCCCAUUCAGGACUUCCAUGAACACAGAAGCCAAUGGCCUGUCAUAUGACACGGUCAAGUACACUCUCGUGGUUGAUGAGCAUGCUCAGCUGGAGCUUGUCAGCCUGCGACAAUUCUACCAAGGCUACAGCGAUGACAGCGACUCUGCCACGGUCUACGACAACUGCGUGUCUUCCCCUUAUGAGUCUGCGAUUGGCGAAGAGUACGAGGAAGUUGACAGGGAAGAAGAGCAUGAUGUUCAGACUGGAGUGGUGCGGAGAGAAGCCCCAGCUUGUCUCUCCGAAGACUCCACGCCCGAGGCAGAUCUGCACUUUUCCAAGAAGUUCCUGAAUGUCUUCAUGAAUGGUCGCUCUAGCCCCUCCAGUGCAGAGUCCUUUGGCUUGUAUAGCUGUGUCCUAAACGGAGAAGAAAAGAAUCAGACCCACAGAGCAGUGUACAGGUUUGUACCUCGGCAUGAUGACGAACUGGAGCUGGAGGUGGAUGAUCCGUUGCUGGUGGAGGUUCAGGGAGAGGAUUAUUGGUAUGAGGGCUACAACAUGCGAACUGGUGCCCAUGGGAUUUUUCCAGCUUACUAUGCUAUAGAAGUGACCAAGGACACAGAGAGCUAUAAAGUGAUAAAGAGCGAUGAAUGGAUAGAGAGAUAUCACCUGAAGUUCCUGGGAUCAGUUCAAGUGCCCUAUCACAAAGGAAACGAUGUCCUGUGUGCAGCUAUGCAGAAGAUCGCCACCAACAGAAGGAUGACAGUGAAAUACAACCCCCCUUCCUCCUGCAUCCUGGAGAUCAGUGUCAAAGGCAUCAAGCUUGCUGUUCAAGAAGAUUACUAUGCCUCUGACAGAAGUAAUGAGGGCAGCCACUUUUUCCAGUUAAAGAACGUCUCUUUUUGUGGUUAUCAUCCAAAAAACUGCAAAUAUUUUGGUUUCAUCACUAAGCACCCAGCAGACCAGAGAUUUGCCUGCCAUGUUUUUGUUUCUGAAAACUCCACCAAACCUCUGGCGGAUUCAGUGGGGAAAGCCUUUCAGUUGUACUACAAGGAAUAUGUGGAAUUCUCUUGUCCCACGGAGGACAUUUACCUGGAAUAACUGCGAGGGUGUUCAAUGCUGUAUCAUAGCAAAACAACAAAAGAAAACAACUUACUGAUGACGAUGAUGUGUAUUCAACUUUUUUUUUACGACCGAUCCCCUGCAGCAGAACCGCUGAUCACUGAAGCAAGCGCAGGCCAGGAACUUCUGAUUCUCCAGUUAAUUUCCUGAAUUUAAUAUGUUGAUUUUGGAAAAAGAGGAGCUCAUGCUCUUUGCUUGAUCUACAACUUGUAAGGCGAGAGUAACAUAGAAGUUUCAUGGCAGAUUACUCCACAAAUAUUUGGGCUCUUUCAUGAAAAAAUGCUAUUAUAGUCAGAUAUAGUGGUGAAAAAUGACUGCAACGCUGAAAGAUACUUAACUUUUACUAAUUUCUGUUUCUAGAGAUGGUCUUUAUUAAACCAAACUUCUUAAUUAUUUAAAUAUAUUUAUAGAUGUAUUUUUAUAUCUUACUUUAUUUUGUUUUUAUCAUGACUAUAGCCCACAUCCCUGAAAUAAAAACUGGUUGCAUUUAUUAAUUUUGAUUUAUAUUGGUUAACAAGUAUUUUCUGUAGCCUCUAAACUGAUCUACAUUUUUUUUUGUUAUGGUCCCUUUUAAUAUAAAAAUAACAAAACUUUAGGAAGUCAUCUGAAGAAAGCCAUUUUAUUCUCAUAAUGAGAAAACAAUGAUGCCUGCAUGAGGAAAUAUGCUGCAGGGAGGGCUAUGCCUUGUGUAAAUAGUUCAGCAUUUAAAGUUUAUUACAAUGUAAUGACUCAAUAUUUGUUGUGUACAAAUCCUUUUUGUUUUUGAUUGUUUUUUCUUUUACCUUUCAGUAGUCAUGAGUAAAUGGUUUUGAUGCAGACUGA